This is a messenger RNA of Alternaria burnsii, 978 nucleotides long. RefSeq lists its product as uncharacterized. The record is from RefSeq and is a predicted model, not a curated record. Gene Ontology annotation, biological process: metabolite repair. Gene Ontology annotation, molecular function: ATP-dependent NAD(P)H-hydrate dehydratase activity. Bases 1 to 978 code for a protein of 325 amino acids. The transcript has 3 exons. Lineage: Eukaryota; Fungi; Ascomycota; Dothideomycetes; Pleosporales; Pleosporaceae.
AUGGCGAGCGCAACUAGGAAAGACCUCCUCAAGAAGGUCUACAACAUGGUACCGCCCAUGCUUGAAAGCUUCCACAAGGGUCAAUUGGGUCGCGUGGCUGUUAUCGGCGGUAGUGAAGACUACACUGGUGCGCCCUACUUCUCUGCUAUGGCAUCCGCGAAGCUAGGUUGUGACAUGUCUCACGUAAUCUGCGAACCCGGUGCCGGUGCGGUGAUCAAGACUUACUCUCCCAACCUCAUGGUGCAUCCAUACAUGCGUCAAUCGAAGAACCUCGCCAAGACCGAAAGCGCAGAGAGCAUCACCUCAGAAGUCGUUAGCAUGCUAUCACGCCUACAUGUUAUCGUCAUUGGUCCCGGCCUUGGUCGUGAUGAGCUCAUGCAAAACACCUGCGCACAGGUUAUCCAGGAGGCAAGGAAACAGGGCAUUCCGUUCGUGCUGGACGCAGACGGUCUCUACCUUGCGCAGACAAGACCGGAGCUUGUGGAUGGCUGCACCGAGUGUAUACUCACACCCAAUGUUGUUGAGUUCGGAAGGCUAGCCAAGGCUAAGGGUGUAGAUGUCAAUGAAGGCGAUCCUUCAGAGCUCUGCGCCAAAUUGUCAAAGGCUUUUGGCGGCGUCACCAUUAUCCAAAAGGGCUCCAAGGACUACAUAUCCAACGGCUCGCACACACUCGUAUCCGAGGGCGAGGGUGGUCUAAAGCGCUCUGGUGGCCAAGGUGAUACUCUUACCGGCAGUUUGGCGACCUUGUUGGCAUACAGGAAAGCAUACCAUGACAAGAUCUGGGAUGUCGGAACCGAGAUGUCGAGGAGUGAGACACUUGCUCUUGCAGCAUAUGGUGGAUCAUGCAUUACCAGGGAGUGCUCGAAGCUUGCAUUCAAGGAGAAGGGCAGGUCGCUGCAAGCCAGCGACUUGACUGAACAUGUGCACACUGCUUUCUUGAACGUCAUCGGUGAGAGGGAAGAGACUCCUAACUUGUAA